Cotesia congregata is the source of this 1004-nucleotide messenger RNA. NCBI's taxonomy places the organism in Eukaryota, Metazoa, Arthropoda, Insecta, Hymenoptera, Braconidae. The record is from the annotation of a GenBank genome assembly.
UGUACACAUCAACAGUAACACAGUUUGAGGAGCCUCCGAAAAAGAGACCUGUAAAUGAAAUCACUGUUGAAACUCUCUCAGCAGUUGAUGAACCAGCAGCCGAGCAGCCUUUAAUCUGGCGAAAUAUUAUCGGAAUUUUUUUACUUCAUGCAUUUGCUGUUUACUCAUUGGCAACUAGAUACCACGAAGCAAAAUGGCAGACAUGGAUAUUCAGUCCUCUAUGGGGAGUAGCUGCAGGCGUGGGAAUCACUGGAGGAGCACAUCGGCUCUGGGCACACAGAAGUUACUCGGCAAAAGUACCUCUCAGAAUAUUGCUGGCAUAUCUUUACUGCAUGGCUGGGCAAACACACAUGUCCAAAUGGAUCCGUGAUCACAGGACUCAUCACCGUUACAGUGAAACUCAUGCUGAUCCUCACAAUUCACACCGCGGCUUCUUCUUCUCUCACGUAGGCUGGCUCAUGAUGCGCAGACACCCCGCAGUGAAGAAGUAUGGAAGCAAAAUAGACAUGAGUGACAUAAAAAAUGACCCAGUAAUUCAAUUUUUCGACAAAUAUUACACUCCAAUUAUGCUCUUCUCUGCCUUCGUACUGCCAACAAUAAUACCUGUUUAUUGUUGGAAUGAAAGCUGGUCUAUAAGCUUCAGAGCAGUAAUUAUUCGCUAUGUUUGGUUGUUGAAUGCAACCUUCGCCGUCAACAGCUUCGCUCACAUGUUUGGCAACCGUCCGUACAACAAAACAGCAAAGCCCACGGAGAACUCUACAGUGGCAUUUUUCACUCUCGGCGAGGGUUGGCAUUCAUACCAUCAUACGUUUCCGUGGGACUACAAGGCGGCGGAAUUGGGCGCUUACGGUCUCAAUGCAACAACAGGAUUUAUUGAUAUUAUGUCGUGGUUUGGUCUUGCUUAUGAUCUUAAGAAAGUAAACAAGGAAUUGGUCGAGCGAAUAAGUCGCAGUAAGGGUGAUGGAACUGACAGUUAUUGGGGCAACAAGCACACUCACCACUGA